AGCUAGUCUUAGAUUCUGCAGAGCAUAUUCACUAACUAUGGCGUCCAAACCGGUCACUUAUGGAGGAUCUCUUGCUGUACCUAACGUUCAGGAGUUGAUCAAGGAGCCCAUCAACACUGUCCCACCCCGCUACAUCCGUCCCGAUCAGGAUCCUCCAAUCAUCUCUGAUACUGUCUCACUCCCUGCAGUCCCUAUAAUUGACUUGCAGAAAUUACUCUCAGUAGAAUCCAUGGACUCAGAACUGGCGAGACUACACUCUGCUUGUCAAGAUUGGGGUUUCUUCCAACUGAUAAACCAUGGAGUCAGCUCUUCACUGGUUGAGAAAACAAAGUUGGAGAUUCAAGAGUUCUUCAAGCUACCAAUGGAAGAGAAAAAGAAGUUCUGGCAGCAACCAGGAGAUUUGGAAGGCUUUGGGCAGGCCUUUGUUGUAUCUGUGGAGCAGAAACUUGAUUGGGGAGACAUGUUCUUCUUGGUAACCCAGCCAACAUACCUACGGAAGCCCCAAUUAUUUCCCAAACUCCCCCUUCCUUUCAGAGACACAUUGGAUGUUUAUUCGUUGGAGCUGAAAAAGAUUGCCAUGGCCAUAUUGGAACAGAUGGGGAAAGCCCUGAAGAUGGAGACUGGUGAGAUAAUAGAGCUGUUUAGUGAUGGGAUGCAAUCAAUGAGAAUGAAUUACUAUCCUCCAUGUCCUCGACCAGAGCAAGUAAUUGGACUUUCACCACACUCAGAUGCGGUGGGUUUAACCAUUCUCCUUCAACUUAACGAAAUGGAAGGACUUCAGAUAAGAAAAGAUGGGAACUGGAUUCCAAUUAAACCUCUUCCAGAUUCUUUUAUAGUCAACAUUGGAGACAUCAUGGAGAUUGUGAGCAAUGGGACAUACCGCAGCAUUGAGCACAGGGCAACAGUGAACUCAGAGAAAGAGCGACUCUCUAUGGCGACAUUCUACAGCCCAAAUCCUGAUAAAGAAGUGGGCCCUGCAAGAAGCUUGAUCGGACCAGGUAGACCAGCAUUGUUUAGAAGAGUAGGGGUUGAAGAUUACAUCAAGGCACUCUUUUCUCGGAAGCUUGAUGGAAAAGGUUAUAUUGAAGUCCUGAGGAUUCAAAACGGGGAAGGCAGUGCUAAUUGAGGAUAUUAUGCUUAUAACUUAAAGAUUCAAUAAGUUGUUAAAUGCUAAUAAGCAUAUAAAUAAAUUGGACUUUGCUCUGAACUUGCCAAUGUGUUGUCAUGUUUAAUAAAAGUUGGG
Messenger RNA from Telopea speciosissima, 1243 nucleotides. RefSeq names its product protein SRG1-like. The coding region runs from base 38 to 1126 and encodes 362 amino acids. The transcript has 4 exons. NCBI's taxonomy places the organism in Eukaryota, Viridiplantae, Streptophyta, Magnoliopsida, Proteales, Proteaceae. The record is from RefSeq and is a predicted model, not a curated record.